Thlaspi arvense is the source of this 486-nucleotide messenger RNA. NCBI's taxonomy places the organism in Eukaryota, Viridiplantae, Streptophyta, Magnoliopsida, Brassicales, Brassicaceae. The record is from the annotation of a GenBank genome assembly.
AUGUUGAUGUCCAUUCGAGUAAAUGUAAUUUCGUUGAUAAGGUAUCUUCCUCCAUACACAUCGUUUAUGCCGUUGACCAAAAAAAAGAAGGAAAAGAGAGAGGGAGAAAAUGAUUCCGGAAAUGAAAAAGAAGGAACGAAGAGUUGGCUCUUCGUGUCACAACUUUCCUUUUUGGUGAUAUGCAUCUUUCUCAUUUCCAUCACUGAAAGGCAAAAACUACAACGGGAUCCACUCAACUUCAAUGUCCUUAACAUCACUCUCGAAGUUAUCAGCGCGUAUGGUAAUGUGGGAUUUACAACCGGAUACAGCUGCGAACGGCGCCUAGACAUAAGCGACGGUGGCUGCAAAGACGCAGGUUAUGGCUUUGCGGGACGAUGGAGUCCUGGUGGAAAAUUCAUACUAAUAGUAGUAAUGUUUUAUGGUAGGUUUAAACAGUUCACAGCCAAAUCUGGGCGAGCAUGGACACUUUAUCCCUCCUCUUCCUGA